Messenger RNA from Punctularia strigosozonata HHB-11173 SS5, 1122 nucleotides. RefSeq lists its product as uncharacterized. Bases 1 to 1122 code for a protein of 373 amino acids. Gene Ontology annotation, biological process: response to antibiotic. Lineage: Eukaryota; Fungi; Basidiomycota; Agaricomycetes; Corticiales; Punctulariaceae. The transcript is spliced from 6 exons. The record is from RefSeq and is a predicted model, not a curated record.
AUGGUCCAUAACCUGCCUGCGAUGAUUAAGGAGGCUGCUCAGAGGCUGCCCUCCAUCGACGAUCCUGCCUUCGGGGCCGUGUUCGACUCCUUCGGUCGGUCGAGGGUAGUGCUCAUGGGAGAUGCGAGCAUCUCAUCGAAAGAACACGGCUUCAACGUCGUGGCCAUUGAAGCCGACUGGCCAGACGCCAAAGUCAUAGACCGAUACGUUCGCCAGGAUCCUUCCAAGCAGACGCGCAAGCUGACGGACGUCGGCGCCUUCGACCGCUUCCCGCGGUGGAUGUGGCGCAAUACCGAGACGCAGGAGUUCGUCAACUGGCUCGAGCAGCGAGUGAGCUUCGCCGGGCUGGAUCUAUACUCCAUGGGAAUUUCAAUCCAUUCCGUCCAGGAGUACCUCGAGCGCCUACUUAGAGCCGUGGAUGACGACCCCGCGUUGUACGGGCGACAAGCGUUCCUGAGGGGUGCCGCGCCGUCCGAAAUGGGCGCCGUGAACAUGCUCAAGGAUCUUCUCGAGAAGCAACUCGAGCUCGCGAAGGAGGACGGGGAGGACUCCUUUGACACGGAGAUGAACGCCCGGCUCGUGCGCAACGUGGAGAAGUACUACCGCGCGAUGUUCUACGGCUCGGACGAAUCCACCGGAAAGGGCUCGAAGGCGAUUGUGUGGGCGCACAACUCGCAUGUGGGCGACGCGUGGUACACCGGCAUGGGCGAGUCUCGGAACGAGCUGAACAUCGGCCAGCUGUGUAAGGAGCAGCGCGGCACGCAUAUGGGCACCGUAGCGACAGCGGACGAAUGGGACGAACCCAUGGAUGUACCCAUGGAGGUAAUGAACGUCAAACCGUCUCGCCCCGACAGCUACGAGGGGCUUAUGCAUGAGGUCGGCAUACCUUCCUUCGCACGCGACCUUCGUGAGGGGAGGCUAGAUGAAGAGACGAGACAGGCGCUUAUGGAGAAACGGCUCGAGAGGUUCAUCGGACGCUGGAGCCACUACUCAAAUGCGAUACUUCCCAAGCAGUUCGACUGCUAUGUCUGGUUCGACCGGACGGAGGCGGUGCAUGCCUUCGAGACGGCGCAACCGGAUGAGUCGAUGAGCGUUGGAGAGAACCAUCCAUUCGGAUUGUAG